This is a messenger RNA of Phodopus roborovskii (desert hamster), 1671 nucleotides long. It is a transcript of the gene Haus8, whose product is annotated as HAUS augmin like complex subunit 8. Lineage: Eukaryota; Metazoa; Chordata; Mammalia; Rodentia; Cricetidae. The record is from RefSeq and is a predicted model, not a curated record.
GAGCGAAUUAGGUGUACACCCGGCACGCUCCGUGCAGAGAACACCCUCCCGUCGCGACGCUACGCGUCCUCCCUGCCUCCUAGCGGGCGGGACCCUGAGAAGCUCCUCUUUGAGUGGAAGGCGGGAAAAUGGCGGACUCCUCGAAGUGGGGCGCGGGGAAACCCACAGCCCCUGGUGCCCACAAGACAAAAGGAAGGAGAGUGCAAGGAGGAAGAGUGGUUGAGUCCAGAUACCUGCAAUAUGAAAAGAAAACUAAGAGAGUAAUGGAGUCCUCUACUUUUGGAGCCACUGGUUCUGUAUCAACUGGAGGGAAGCUACCUGAGGGAAGGAAGGCCAGCUUACUGCCAAGGAGCAAAGAAGACAGCCAAGUGAUAGGAACAGGAGACCUGCAAUCCACCAUGCUGGAAGGACAUGGCACAGCUCCACCUGACCUAGACCUUUCAGCCAUCAAUGACAAAAGCUUGUUCAGGAAGCCUCCCCAGCUAGACAGGACAGUGUCAAAGAAAGCCGAGUCCACGUUCUGUACCACUCCUCAGAAAAACAGAACCCUUCGCAAGAAGAGACGGGAUCUCCAGAAAACCAUGGACAUGAUGGAGUCGCAGACACUGCUGUUUUCCCUGCUGUCUGUAAAGAUAGAAAACAACCUGACUCUGCUGGAGGAGAAGGCUGAAAAAGAGUUGGCAGCCAUAAGCCGCGAGAAGGAGAGGCUACAAGGGCAGGUGCUGGAGCUGCGGCGCCAGCUGACGCUCCAGCAGAAACAUCAGGACCUGGCUGCCAUCCUAGAUACCCAGAUGGAGCUGCUGGGCCCUUUCCAGGUCGUGGCAGAGCGUUUCAAGGAACAAUACAAGACACUGGCCACAGCUCUGGAUACCACUCGACAUGAGCUGCCUGUGCAGGCAAUCCACGUGCAGGGAAGUGGACAGGAGCUUCUAGAUGAUCUGCAGCCAGCCCUGAGGACCACCCUGCAGCUCCUGGGUGAGCUGGGCAUCUGCUCCCUGGAUGCCAAUGUACAGAAUCUGUGCCUGCUGGAGGAGCUCAGAAACUUGACCAGGAAAAAGGACCUGGAGCUCCACAGGAUUGUUGACCAGGUACUAGAACUUUCCUCCCAGGCCAGCAAAGAAGCAGCCUUGAUAAGCCAGGAAGUCUGGGAAGAGGCCCCAACCACCCCCACCAGCAGCCAGUGGUACUUCAGUGCAGAUGCCCUCAGGGACCACGGUCCCUCCCAGGACAGGACUAAUCACAAUGCAGGCCUGACCCCUGAGUGGCCCCAGGCAGCCUGUACUGCUGCUUUGUGAAUAUUUCCCAGGUGCCUUUGACUUUCCAUCCAUCCCUGCCUUGUUCACAAAGACUGAAGGAAGUUCCAGUGAUUCAGUUUUCUGAAACUUUUGUGCACUUUGCAAUUGGGACAUCAUUAACAUUUUUUGGUUUUGGUUGGGUUUUUUGUUUGUUUGAGACAGGGUCUCUCUCCAGAGCCCUGGCGUCCUGAAACUGAGUGACUUAUGACUACUAGGUCCCCAGCCCUCUGUCCUUGCUGUUUUAAAUUCUGAUUGGCUGGGUGUGGCAGCACCCACCUUUAAUCCCAACACUGGGGAGGCAGAGGCAGGUGGAUCUCAGUGAGUCCAAGGACAGUUUAGUCUGCAGAGAAUGAAUAAAUGAGUGAACAAAUGCUGA